UUUUGUUGUUAUUGCAGCUCCUGCGUUCUGUGCGCGCCGGUCUUGUCUCCCCCAGCUAGACUGUGAGCGCCCCCAUGGCAGGGGCCUGGACUCCCACUUCUUCGGCAUUCGGCCGACGUUUAUGUGCUAUGUGCCCAGUCCGGUGCUAGCUUCCGUGGGAGACACAGAUUUUGGCUACGGAAAGGGGAAAUGUCCUAAGCAGGGUCUGCCAGGAGCCCAGGAGCCCCACUUUGGAGAUGACAAGCUCGAAGAUCCUGCAGAAGCAAAUCCAUUCUCCUUCAAAGAAUUUCUGAAAACCAAGAGCCUCGGCCUGUUGGGAGAAGACCCCACCAACGACAGGAUUUUCUCAAAGGAACCCGUGAGGCACCCACUGGGACUCGGCCGCAACUCCCCACCUCCCCAGACCGUGGGUUAUGGCCUGGAAUACCAGCAGCCGUUUUUCGAAGACCCCACAGGGGCCGGCGACCUUCUGGACGAGGAGGAUGAGGACGAGGGCGGGUGGAGCGGGGCCUACCUGCCGUCCAGCGUGGAGCAGACCUGCUCCCCGGGGGCGGGCGCCGCCGGCACAUCGCCCUGCAGCACAUAUGGCUCCUUCUUCUCCACCCCGUCGGAGCUGGUGGGGCCAGAGACCCUGCCCCCAUGGGCGCUGAGUGACUCCGACUCCCGCGCCUCUCUGGCGGGGAGCCCCAGCAUGGACUUUGCGGCCCACCCAGACUCUGUAGGGGACAGGCACCUCCGGACACUGCAGAUAAGCUACGAAGCACUGAAAGAGGAAAACUCUAAGCUGAGAAGAAAGCUGACUGAGGUUCAGAGCUUCUCUGAAACGCAAACAGAAAUGGUGAGGACGCUGGAGCGGAAGCUGGAAGCAAAAAUGCUGAAGGAGGAGAGUGACUACCGCGACCUGGAGGCCGUGGUCCAGCAGGUGGAGCAGAACCUGGAGCUGAUGACAAAACGGGCUGUAAAGGCAGAAAAUCACGUCCUAAAACUGAAGCAGGAACUAAGCUUGCUCCAGGCACAGGUCUCUAACUUCAGGCGCGAGAACGAGGCCUUGCGGUCCGGCCAGGGCGCCAGCCUGACGGUGGUGAAGCAGAACACUGACGUGGCCUUGCAGAACCUUCGGGUCGUCAUGAACAACGCCCACUCCUCCAUAAAGCAGCUGGUUUCUGGAGCUGAAACGUUGAAUCUUGUUGCCGAAAUCCUUAAGUCUAUAGACAGGAUUUCCGAAAUUAAAGGUGAGGAAGAGGAAUCCUGAGAACUGCGGACACCACCGCCCGCUGGGUUUGGAAGUGCGCCUUCGGCCGCAGUGACGGUACUUUUCACGACACGCUGCCAGCGGCGGUUUCUACGCCACCCUUCCUCGGGAGCUCCUGCUGCUUCCUGGACUCCUGCUCUAUCGGAAGACGUUUCUAUGAAAGCCAGUGAUUUUUUUUAAGUUACUAAACAUGAGAAUGGCAGUUCUGUAAUUGUUUUUCGUUGUCAUUCCAGAACGUUAACUGUACAAUAAGUGUAAGGAGGGUUGGGAGGUGAGCCGCCGCUGCGUGCUCCCUCCGAAGACCCUCGUGCCUCUGUGACGUCGCUUGGUGGCCUGGCUGGCUCAGAGUCGGCUCCUGGGGCCUCGUGGGCGGCCCCUGCAGGUGGAGACGAGGCGGCGAGGGGGUCCCAGGCCACAUGGGCUCGCCACUGUGCGGGACCAUCUAAACGCACCUGUGGGCCCUCAGAUUUGAAAAGCUGCUUUGGCUGGAGGGUUUUGAUACCUGUUUUGAGCGGCAGCUGGCACGAGGAAGUUUGGAAUUCAGGGAUUUGGGGUGUGGGCGGAGCCUUCCUGCUCAGCUCGGUGACUCCCGAGGUACUGGUCCAGCUGCUGGCUGAGUCGGGAAGGCACGACACGCACUCUACACCUUUCUGGCCAUUUUCCUCUAGGUGUUAUUUUCUAAAAAUAAAUUUUCUUCUGUUUCAACGGGCAGCUUCCCUAUUUAAUAAAUUGUAAAACUCA
Suricata suricatta (meerkat) is the source of this 1993-nucleotide messenger RNA. RefSeq names its product endosome associated trafficking regulator 1 (gene ENTR1). The coding region runs from base 122 to 1252 and encodes 376 amino acids. The transcript has 9 exons. Gene Ontology annotation, biological process: positive regulation of cilium assembly; positive regulation of protein localization to cilium; regulation of cytokinesis. The record is from RefSeq and is a predicted model, not a curated record. Lineage: Eukaryota; Metazoa; Chordata; Mammalia; Carnivora; Herpestidae. Gene Ontology annotation, cellular component: recycling endosome; ciliary basal body; early endosome.